Quercus lobata is the source of this 2508-nucleotide messenger RNA. RefSeq names its product lysine-specific demethylase JMJ706-like. Gene Ontology annotation, biological process: regulation of gene expression; chromatin remodeling. The record is from RefSeq and is a predicted model, not a curated record. Lineage: Eukaryota; Viridiplantae; Streptophyta; Magnoliopsida; Fagales; Fagaceae. Gene Ontology annotation, cellular component: nucleus; chromatin. The transcript has 10 exons. Gene Ontology annotation, molecular function: histone demethylase activity. The coding region runs from base 121 to 1767 and encodes 548 amino acids.
UUUGAGAAUUCUGUUUCUUUCAAAUUUCCCAGAAAUUCUUUUCCCUACUGUUUUCCUCGGAAAACCUCUUGUUUCAAUGGUGUAAAGUUUUCCUCGGAAAAAAUACACAGACUCGCCUGGAUGGAAUCCAGCAUCAUCCCGGAAGUUAUCUAUCCCACUAACAUGAAAAAACCAAGUCCAGUGAAGGCCACAAAAGCUCUCACAUCAGUUGGAAUGAAAGUUGCUGCUGCUAAGAGUUCAUUUUCUCAGUCCACUGCAAAAGGUGUCUCUUCAAAGUGCAAAGUGAAGAAGUUUGAUUUUAGAGAUCUUGAAUGGACAGAGAAAAUUUCAGAGUGUCCCGUAUACCAUCCAUCAAAGAUGGGGUUUAAGGACCCUUUAAUUUAUCUGCAAAAAAUUGCGCCGGAAGCUUCCAAAUAUGGAAUCUGCAAGAUUGUUUCUCCAAUACUUGCUUCUGUUCCAGCCAGCGUGGUACUAAAGAAAGAAAUUAGAAAUUUCAAGUUUGAAACUAAUAUUCAACCUCUUCGUCUUGCCAAAUGGAACAUGAAUGAGAAGGCCUCAUUCUUUAGAAGUGGAAGGAAAUAUACCUACAAUGACUUUGAGAGAAAGGCAAGAAAGGUGUCUGCUCGUCGAUUAUCUAAUUCUUCAUGUAAUCCUCCUGCAUACAUGGAAAAGGUGUUCUGGCAUGAAAUGGUCAAUGGACAGAAAGGAACAGUUGAGUAUGGAGUCAAUGUUGAUGGCAGUGCCUUUUCAUGUGAUCCUAAUGAUCAGCUUGGUAAAAGCAAAUGGAACUUGAAGCAUUUAUCACGACUUCCCAAUUCCAUUUUGCGUUUAGUUGAAAGAGUUAUACCGGGAAUAACGGACCCAAUGCUUUACAUCGGAAUGUUAUUUGGUAUGUUUGCGUGGCAUGUGGAAGAUCACUAUCUAUACAGCAUUAAUUAUCAUCACUCUGGUGCUCCCAAAACUUGGUAUGGCAUUCCUAGUGAUGCAGCUCUGCAGUUUGAGAGGGUAGUCCACGAUAACGUGUAUUCUCAAGAUAUCUUAUCAGCUAAUGGGGAAGAUGGUGCUUUUGAACUUCUACAGGAAAAAACCACCAUGUUUCCUCCAAGUAUCCUGCUACAACAUAAUGUACCUGUGUACAAGGCAGUGCAGAUGCCAGGGGAGUUUGUUGUAACCUUCCCCAGAGCAUAUCAUGCUGGAUUUAGCCAUGGCUUUAACUGUGGUGAGGCAGUAAAUUUUGCAACUGGUGAUUGGUUUCCAUUGGGGGCUCUGGCUAGUCAACGUUAUGCUCUUCUUAGAAAGACUCCAUUAAUACCAUAUGAGGAACUUCUCUGCAAUGAAGCAAUGUUUCUGAUCAACUCUUUAAAAAAAGAAAAUUCUGGUACUUUAUCUGCAGAUUUGACCUCUCAACGUUCUGUUAAAGUUCCUUUUGUUCGCCUCAUAGGACUGCAUAAGCAGGCUCUGCAGCACUUAAAAGUGUCCUCUACUUCUUCACAUGCUCAAGAAACUCAAGUAUGUGGCCACUGCAAGCGUGACUGUUACUUGGCAUAUAUCAUGUGCACCUGCUGCUACUCUGAUCCUAUCUGCCUUUUUCAUGAUAUUGAUUUGCUUAAUUGUUCGUGUGGGGAAAAAUGUACCAUUUUCUUGAGGGAGGACAUAUCAGCAAUGGAAGAUGCAGCUCAAAAAUUUGAGCAAGAAGAAGAAAUUUUGCUGGAGCUUCAAAAAGAAACCAAAUUUGGACAUGACAUGUUCCUGAAAUCAAGUAAAUAGUCUCGCAUUAAGGAUGGAUCCACUCCAUUUUGCGAAAGCAAUCAUCAACAUGAAGGAAGGAAUUCCAACAACAGAAAUGUAAGCUCUAUGGAAGAGGCAUCGACCAUGAAAAUGAAAGAAAUGGAAAUUGGCAAGCUCAAUGGGGGAAAAUCUAACAAGAGAAGGUUUAAGAGUCAUAGAAUGAGAGGGCCUUCACUAUCUAGGGAUUGCAAGAGGGUUAGAAGAGUGAGCUGAGCUAACCAAAAUAUAAUUCACUAGUGCCUCUGGAUUGUCUUCUAGAGUUUGACAUCACUAAGACACCAACUUCAUUACUAGAUUAGGAUCCUCUAGAGUUCUUAGGAUAACUCCAAUAUGGAAUUCCUAAUAACUCUAGAGGAUCUUAAUCCCUUCAUUACCUUGACUUUCUAACAAGAAAGAAUGCACAGAAGAAAUUUUUAGCAAUUACUGACUUUCUAACAAAGAAAAGAGAAUAGUUCAAUUGAGGUCCUGGCAUAAUCAGAUUCAAGUGGCUCUCAGCUUUCCUUAUCAUUCUUCCUUUUUUAUUAAAUGGUUAUAUCCAUUGAUAUCUGCAAGGUAUACAUGGUAGUUUAGAAGGCUCAAGGCACAAAUUUUGCAUUGCUCAAGAGUAGUUAGGAAUGCUUAAGUUUUGUAGUACUCAAUAGUGGUUAGAAAGGCUCAAAAUUUUGCACAAUCAAUCAAAUUCUGAGAAGAAGUUGUAUAUUACUGUUGUCUUUGACAUAU